Molecule: messenger RNA, 780 nt
Organism: Phyllostomus discolor (pale spear-nosed bat)
Lineage: Eukaryota; Metazoa; Chordata; Mammalia; Chiroptera; Phyllostomidae
Biological process (GO): ubiquitin-dependent protein catabolic process
Cellular component (GO): elongin complex
Molecular function (GO): protein-macromolecule adaptor activity
Source: RefSeq, a predicted model, not a curated record
AUGUUCAAGGGCGUGUUCAAGGGCGCGUUCAAGGAAGCUCUGUCUGAGCCAGAGUACAGCCGAGAGCUGUCCUGCAGCUGCGUCACCCACGAUUCCGAGGGCUCGCUGGACGUCAGACAGUGGCAAAUGCCCCUGAAUGUGCUGAGUGAGACGUCUCAGAAAGCCGGGCACCGGCGUCUCAGCCCCCACCACACGCCACAGCCGUCGGCCCCGCAGCCCGAGUCAGCAGACCCAGUGGGAGCAGAGAUCACAGCCGCUGUCGCCACCUACUGGCCACGAGUGGAAGUGGCCUUUGGCCUUUGGCACACGGUCCAGCUGGCUGGCAUCUGCGCCCAGGCAGCCCUGGAUGGGGGCUGUGGCGGGGCGCGGGGACCCGGUGCAGUGGCUGCGGUGCUAACCGGAAACUGCCAAACUUCCCGUGGAAGCGAAGCAGGGUUUCGUAAGAACAGGACGGAGGGAGAAGAGAAAACCUACGGCGGCUGUGCAGGCCCUGAUGUGGUCAAGUUGGUAUCUCCGGUUGGUCGUGAAUUUACUGUGAAGAAGGAACGUGCACUAACCUCAGGAACAAUAAAAGCCACGUUGAGCGGCCCAGGUCAGUUUGCCGAGAACGAAACCAGUGAAGCCCAUGUUGGAGGCCCCUCACAGGUGCUCGCGGAAGUGUGCACGUGCUUGACGUGCAGGGUUCGCUGCACCAGCAGCUCCCCGGAGACGCCGCAGUGCCCAGCCGCACCUGGAAUUGCCCUGGGACUGCUGACGGCUGCGAACAUCCAGGACUGUUAA